CUCAAUUAUGGAUGAUUAAUAGAGGAUAAUUAAUUACAAUAUGAAUGAUGAUAAAGUCAAAACUGUGUGCUGAAUAGGUUGAGCUGUCGGAAAACUCUUCGGAUCGACUUACUCAAUUGAGGUUCAACCGGAAUAUUCUGAGAGUUUUCCAAGUGUUCGUGGAAGUUCCUGGGACCGAGUACAAAUUUUCGAUCAUGCCAGAACUUUUCGAAGUUUUAUUGACAGGGGGGAAAUUCCGAACGGUUUUCGUGGUGUGUCCUUGGUGAUUUCCCACUGCAUUCUUAACAUUUAUGCUGCAUUGUAAUCUUGGACAGCAUUGGAGGAGUAUUUGAAACAAUCUGCAUACUGAGCAUGCAAACCAUACUGACAACCAACUUUAUAUAAAACCCAGACAGAUGCUUUCAUCAUAUGUUAAGAAUAUAGGCCGGCACAACGAGGGGUGAAUCUGCAGGGGUAGCAUCAGAUAAAUUCUUGUGACGGUGAAUUUCAUUUUCAAUACAUUGUCCAAAUGUUUAGAAACUGCUACUGUGAGCAUGGAUAUAGAAUUCAAAUAAGCGCGUAACGCUGAUCUGAAGGCCAUAGACAGUAGAGACAACUAAACAGUCAGUAGGCCCAUAGUUAUCAUCAAGUUGUCAGAUUGAUCGUAAGUAAAAUGGCAGAAAACUUUGAAAAUGAAAUUAAAAGCGACGCCAUUCUUGAAGAAGAUGACAACACAGAACGCUUAGGGGAAGCUAAAGGCGGAGAAGACGACACUGAAGAAGCGCAUGUAUCAGUAUCGAUGGUGACGAAAUGGAUGAUAAUAUGUUUCUUCCUUCUCGUCAUGUUGGCAUACCUGUUCGCCGGAGCGCUUGUCUUCCGCGCCCUCGAGCGUCCCGCAGCAUUGAAGGCUUCGAAGAACUUCCAUGGCGCUCUCCGACGGCUUUCAUCCGAAAACGAAUGCAUGGAGGAUGGUGACGUUGCCGAUUUGAUGAUGAUCGUAACACGAGCCAUAGGUGAAGGAGGCUACUCGACUGGUCAGCCUUACGCCUUUCGUCUGAGCGAGGGAACGAUCAAUGACACCUACUACACACACCCUUGGAGCACGUCACAAACCUACUUCUUUGUAAUCACAGUUGUGACUACGAUAGGAUUCGGCUAUGCGUCCCCGCGCACAGGACUCGGUGAGAUCUUCUGCGUUUUCUACGCUUUGGCGGGUAUCCUACUCACUGGAAGUAUCGUGUUCCUGGUCGGUCAAAUGCUCCAGGAUCUAUGCCUCACCAGGUUCACCGCCAGCCGGCAGAAAUGCCUCAGGUGUUGUACGAAGGUCGGAGCUGGCUUUGCUAACUUAACUUUGGCCUAUCUUUUAGUGCUCCUCAUGGUCGUGCCACCAGGCAUCAUCUACUUCUACACACAAGAAGACUGGGACUUUGUCGAUAGUCUUUAUUACGUAGUGCAGGCUACGACCACUGUUGGAUUCGGAGACCUAGAGGCAGUCUUUGAAGGAGUUUCUAUCGUCAAGCUUUAUAUCAUAAGAACCAUUGUCUUCGCCAACCUCUUUGUGUGUCUUGCUGUUGUGUCAACAUUCAUCGACAGCUUCCGAGACAUUCAGAAGCUUGGCUUCGUGACGAUUUCAUCUCGCAUUUCGCGAUACACCGAAAAAAUCUCUGCGAGACAUCUGGACGAGAAAACUGGAAGCAACGUCGAACUUGACACACUAGAGGUGAAGGGAUGUUCUUUUACUAACGGUAAUGACCAACUAGGAGAAAGUUAAUCAUGCUCAAAAUUGCAUCUUUAGUUCCCUUCAUCAACAUAUUGUCCGAUUAUUUAUGUGAUCUUACAACUUCCUUUGAUUUUAAUUGUCUAGAAAGUGCUGUCACCAUUGUAACUGUGGGAUAAAACAGACUUUUUCUGAUACAACGUCCUACAGGUUCUUUCUACAUGUUCAUGAUAAUAAUUCUCUUCAGGUCAUCAGGUCAUUAUG
Lytechinus variegatus (green sea urchin) is the source of this 1960-nucleotide messenger RNA. RefSeq names its product potassium channel subfamily K member 2-like. Gene Ontology annotation, cellular component: membrane. Gene Ontology annotation, molecular function: potassium ion leak channel activity. Gene Ontology annotation, biological process: potassium ion transmembrane transport; stabilization of membrane potential. NCBI's taxonomy places the organism in Eukaryota, Metazoa, Echinodermata, Echinoidea, Temnopleuroida, Toxopneustidae. The transcript has 3 exons. The record is from RefSeq and is a predicted model, not a curated record. Bases 653 to 1750 code for a protein of 365 amino acids.